CAAAAUGUUAGUGUCACUAUUUUUAAUAACGCUUUACUUGCAUGUUUUUUGCUUCAAUUUAAAAGCUGAAUUAUUAGAUCCAGCCAUAGACUUAAAAAAUAUGGCUUCGGGAGAAAACUUAUACGAGGAAAAUUAUGAUUCCCUUAACGAUGUUGUAUAUAUUGAUGACAUUUCUCUAAAAAAUGUAAGAUCGAAGAAGGAUGCUAAAGUUUGGGAUCAUUGGGGAAAAUGGUCUGCUUGUAGUGUCACUUGUGGAGUAGGAAAAAUAACAAGAUGGAGGCAUUGUAUUUCAAAUGAAUGUGCCCCUGGAGAGAAAGAAGCACAGAUUAAAACAUGUACCUUAAAACCUUGUUGAUAAAAUAAGUUAGUUGGACUUUUCUGCAGACUCAUUUAUAUACCUAGUGUACUUUACAUAUCAGUUUUAUUGGUCAAAUAAACCUGUUUAUUUCACUAAUAUAUUUACUAUUAACCAGUUAAUAAAAUGAUGUCUUCGUUUA
This is a messenger RNA of Diabrotica virgifera virgifera (western corn rootworm), 497 nucleotides long. Its product is annotated as ADAMTS-like protein 1. The transcript has a single exon. NCBI's taxonomy places the organism in Eukaryota, Metazoa, Arthropoda, Insecta, Coleoptera, Chrysomelidae. The coding region runs from base 5 to 355 and encodes 116 amino acids. The record is from RefSeq and is a predicted model, not a curated record.